Cydia splendana is the source of this 1707-nucleotide messenger RNA. RefSeq names its product acetylcholinesterase-like. NCBI's taxonomy places the organism in Eukaryota, Metazoa, Arthropoda, Insecta, Lepidoptera, Tortricidae. The record is from RefSeq and is a predicted model, not a curated record. The coding region runs from base 41 to 1657 and encodes 538 amino acids. The transcript is spliced from 3 exons.
UAUACUAUAUUCUCAACAGAUGUCGCCACUCCGCUAGAGCAUGUUGAGCACGAAGUGGCUAGUGCUGUGGUCGCUAUGGGCGGCGCGGCUGGCGCGGCAGCCGACGGCGCCGCUGCGCGUGAGCAGCGGGCUGCUGCGCGGGAGCGUCGCGCAUGACGGCUCACAUGUCGCGUACUUGAGCAUACCAUAUGCCACUGUCAAUCGUCGGUUUCAGGCACCUGGACCAGAACCAAAAUGGGAUGGCAUCUUCGAAGCCUACGACGAGAACGUCAAAUGCACCCAACGACUCACCAGCUCCAUAAUCAUGGGUCAGGAAGACUGCCUCGUCCUAAACGUCUACACUCCUCCCCAGUCUUCCCAUCCUCAGUCUGCCCUUCCAGUCCUCGUGUUCAUCCAUGGCGGAGGCUUUAGAGAUGGCUCUGGAUCUCCUUUCCUCUACGGGCCACAGUACUUAGUCAAGCAUGGAGUCAUACUCGUCACAUUCAACUAUAGAUUAGAAAUCCUAGGCUUCCUAUGUUUAGGCACUAAGGAAGCCCCCGGCAAUGCUGGCUUGAAAGACCAAGUUGCAGCUUUAAGAUGGAUCAAGAAGAAUAUUAGAGCGUUUGGUGGAGAUCCUGAUAAUGUUACUAUUUUUGGAGAAAGCGCUGGGUCUGCUUCCGUUUCCUACCAUCUGAUAUCACCUAUGUCGAAAGGACUGUUCCAUAAAGCCAUCAUGCAAAGCGGAACAGCAAUGUCUCCGUGGAGUUUUCAGUUUGAGCCUUUACAAGUCGCUAAAACAUACAUUCAACAGUUUGGCUAUACUACAGACAAUACAAGCGAAUUUUACAAAAUAUUGAUGACAAAAUCCGAUCAGCAGUUGAUGAAAACUCGAGUACCGAGAAAAGAGGGCGACAUAGUCCUAUCAGAAAACAUUUUCGUGCCUUGUGUCGAGACAAAGAUAACAGGCGUUGAGCAAUUCUUGCCAGAUAAACCCUUUAAUCUUAUAUCUAAAGGAAAUUAUCAUAAAAUGCCAAUUAUAAUAGGAUAUAACAAUGCAGAAGGGUAUAUGUUUACUGCUAAAGAGAAUGACACAACAAUAGCUAAAUUAGAUUUUUACAAAGCCUUACCAAGAGAUCUUGAUAUUAAAAACGAAGAAGACAAAAGAGCUAUAGCCGAUAAGUUAAAGGAACUAUACAUGGGUGAUAAAGCAAUCUCAAAGAAGACUAUUGUGGAGUUCUCUCAUUAUGAAGGUGAUACCGGGAUUAUGUAUCCAGUCUUAGCCACAAUAGACCUGCUUCUCAAGACAAGUACGGAGCCAAUAUUCACAUAUAGAUUAGACUACGAUGGUUGGCUGAACGUGGCCAAGUUUUUCUGUGGGUGGGGAAAAUCUCCUGGGGCUACACACGCUGAUGAACUCUUUUAUAUGUUUAAGCCACUUUUCCCUACUGCUUAUUUGAUGGAACAAGACAUAGUGGAUGUUAUUAGUAGAAUGUGGACAAAUUUUGCAAAAUUUGGAAACCCGAUUCCAGCGCCAUUUUCUCUCCUAAAAUGGCCGCCAAGCACCCGGACAGACGCCCGUCUUCUAGUCAUAGACAAGCACUUCCACUACCGCCCUCUAUGGGAGGAAAAGGCGAUGACGUUCUGGAACCAAACGUACCACAAGUUUAGGAGAAAAUAAUUAUAUUGUUGUUGGUUUUUUACUCUAAAUAUAUGUUUUUAAAUACUUUC